UACAAUGUAGAGUUUCCUCUAAGCUCAGCUGCAAGCUGUUUGAAAACAGAAAGCUGCAGCGGCUCGGCUGUUUGCAGUCAAAACACCGGAUCGUGUUCCUCUGCUGCAGGUUUUAGAUCUGAAUGGGGAAACAUGGAGGCUGUGAAUGUUUGACCUGCUGAGACAUGAGCAGCAUGCAGGCGGACGGCUCCAAAUCAGGUCUUCGUUAUCCAGGGACAUCUGCAGCUAACGGCAGCAUCACUUCCUGCUCAGAACCGGCCCGUCAGGAUUCCUGUUCAUCCCGGAGCGGAUCGUUUUCCAGCCGGGAGUCCUCACAUGAACCAAUGAGCUGCUGACGCUCACAGAAAGCUGAGCUGUGAUUGGUCAGGAGUUCCUGCAGCAGGUGUGUCUCGGAUCCCGGACGGCAGAAAGACGUCCAGUUUCAGGUGGGAGGACACACUCAGGACAGGAGCUGAGGCUUCAGAGAAUUAAAGGUUCUGCUUCUGGUUCUGUUCAAGCUGAGCCAUGGAUGAAAACUUCUCCUCAGACAUGUGGUGGGGGACGCUCGGCACCAUCCGACCCUUCCCCAACUUCCACCCGGACCGAGACGCGGCGGACAUCCAGGCGGCGCUGGAGAGGAAAGACGCGGCGGCGCUGGUGAGGAUCCUGACCAACCGCAACAACGCCCAGAGACAAGCCGUCGCCCAGAGCUUCCAGGACCAAACCAAGCAGGAUCUGAGCGGCGUUCUGAAGAAGGUUCUGUCUGGAGAGCUGGAGGAGCUGCUGCUGCAGCUGGUGAUGCUGCCAGAGCAGCUGGAGGCCCAGCGCCUGAAGGCGGCCAUGGCGGGUCUGGGCACCGAUGAGGAGACGCUGCUGGAGAUCCUGUGUUCCCGCUCCAGGAAGACGCUGCAGGAAGUGGCUGCCGUCUACAGGCAGAUGUAUAAGAAGGAUCUGGAGAAGGAGCUGAAAGCAGAAACCAGUGGAGACUUCGCCCGGCUGGUUGUGGCUCUGCUGAAUAAAGCCGCCACUGCAGGCUCUGUCCAGAGAGACGUUCAGGCUCUCGCUGCAUCUCUCAGUGGGAAGAAAGCAGAAGCCGGACCCUGGAUCAACAUCCUGACGUCCAGAGACUCGGAUCACCUGGAUAAAGUGCUGAUGGAGCUGGAGCUGGAGACGGGGCAGACGGUGGAUCAGCUGGUGGAGAAACGCUUCUCAGGAGACUUCCGGCUCGGCCUGAGAGUUUUAGUUCAGUGCAUCCAGAACCCCGAGGUCUACCUCGCCCAGAGACUGCUCACCAUGAAGACGUCGCUGGUUCAGGGCAUCAUGGUGUCCCACAGCGAGGAAGACCUGCUGCGAAUCCGCGCGGCGUUCCUCAGGCUCAGCGGAUCGUCUCUCUACUCCACUCUGCAGAAACAUUUUAAAGGGGAGCAGCUGCUGGCUCUGCAGGCCAUCUGUCGGUCUGAAGAUUAAACUGAACCGCCUCUCCAGGAACCUGUUUGUUCAUGUUUCACAUCUUCUUUUCAUAUUAAUGACGUUUCUGACUUUCAUCUGUAACUUAUUAACUUUUACCACUUUGUGUAGCUGGAACACUUUGGUUCUUUGUUUUAAUGUGUAACAUGAAGGCAGAACUCAUUAAAACUUAAACAUGCAAACAAA
Poecilia latipinna (sailfin molly) is the source of this 1632-nucleotide messenger RNA. It is a transcript of the gene anxa14, whose product is annotated as annexin A14. Bases 505 to 1446 code for a protein of 313 amino acids. The record is from RefSeq and is a predicted model, not a curated record. Lineage: Eukaryota; Metazoa; Chordata; Actinopteri; Cyprinodontiformes; Poeciliidae. Gene Ontology annotation, molecular function: calcium ion binding; calcium-dependent phospholipid binding; phosphatidylserine binding. Gene Ontology annotation, cellular component: cytoplasm; nucleus; vesicle membrane. The transcript has 12 exons.